UACUUUAUCUUCGUCAUGGUGGUUGGGAUCUGGGUAAGACCUGGAACCAAUCGCAGCACUGUGAGGGGCUACUUCCUGGCUGGCCGUUCAAUGACCUGGUGGCCUAUCGGAGCUUCUCUGAUGUCCAGUAAUGUUGGCAGUGGUUUGUUCAUUGGCCUCGCAGGAACAGGAGCAGCAGGAGGAAUCGCCGUCGGGGGAUUUGAAUGGAACGCUGCUUGGGUCCUGGUGGCUCUGGGCUGGAUCUUUAUCCCGGUCUACAUCUCUGCUGGUGUGGUGACCAUGCCUGAGUACCUGGCCAAGCGCUUUGGAGGCCAGAGGAUACGCAUAUACAUGUCUGUUCUGUCACUCAUCCUCUACAUCUUCACCAAAAUAUCUACAGAUAUAUUUUCGGGGGCCAUGUUUAUCCAGGUGUCGUUGGGCUGGGAUCUCUAUCUGUCCACAGGCGUACUGCUGCUGGUCACUGCUGCUUACACUGUGGCAGGUGGUUUGGCAGCAGUGAUCUACACUGAUGCUUUCCAGACUUUGAUCAUGGUUGGUGGAGCCUUUACUCUCAUGUUCAUAGCAUUCUCCAAAGUGGGCUGGUAUGAGGGCCUUGUGGACAGUUACAUGUCAGCGGUUCCCUCGGUGACAGUCGCCAACACCACCUGCCACCUACCUCGCAGUGACGCCUUCCGCUUGUUCAGGGACCCCGUGUCGGGGGACCUGCCCUGGCCAGGUCUGGUGUUUGGGCUCACUGUACUGGCUACAUGGGUCUGGUGCACGGAUCAGGUUAUCGUCCAGAGGUCUCUGUCAGCCAAGUCUUUGUCUCAUGCCAAAGGCGGCAGUGUGUUGGGAGGCUACCUCAAACUGCUGCCCAUGUUCUUCAUUGUCCUGCCGGGCAUGAUCAGCCGAUCACUGUUCCCAGAUGAGGUAGGUUGUGUUGAUCCUGCAGUGUGUCAGAGUGUGUGUGGAGCUUCAGUUGGCUGCUCCAACAUCGCCUACCCUAAACUAGUGGUGGAGCUAAUGCCUGUGGGUCUGCGUGGGCUGAUGCUAGCAGUGAUGCUAGCUGCUCUGAUGUCAUCUCUGACCUCCAUCUUUAACAGCAGCUCCACUCUGUUCACACUGGACCUCUACCACCGAGCCAGGCCGAGGGCCUCGGAGAGGGAGCUCAUGAUAGUAGGAAGGGUGUUCAUCCUGGUUUUGGUGUGUGUUAGUCUGUUGUGGAUUCCAGUCAUCCAAACAGCCAACAGUGGAAGGCUGUUUGAUUACAUCCAAUCAGUGACCAGCUUUCUAGCUCCGCCCAUCACUGCUGUAUUCCUAAUGGCUAUCUUCUGGCCACGUGCCAACGAGCAGGGUGCAUUCUGGGGUCUGAUGACUGGACUGGUGGUGGGACUGAUCCGCAUGGUUCUGGAGUUCUCCUAUGAAACCCCCUCCUGUGGUCAGCCCGACGGUCGGCCUGCCGUCCUGGCUGAUGUCCACUACCUGUACUUUGCUCUCAUCCUAUUGGCUCUCACCAGCCUCAUCAUUGCUGCAGUCAGCUUGGCCACAGCCCCAAUACCUAAAGAACAUCUGUACAGGCUGACCUGGUGGUCCAGACACAGCCGGGAGCCUCGGAUCGACCUCACGGGUCCCACGAUGACCUCGGACCCGGUGAGCUCUGACCCCAGCCCGGACGCUGAGCGCUCGCCACAGUCCUGCUGGGUGAGAGGAGCCCUGAGGCUCUGCGGUCUGACUGGUCCCAGCUCAGCCUCGGUGUCUCCAGCGGUUGAAAACAGCGAGCUGGACUCCCUGCAGGAGGAGCCGCUCUGGAGGAGAGUGUGCGAUGUGAACGCCCUGCUACUGCUGGCUGUUAACGUGUUUCUCUGGGGAUAUUUUGCCUAA
Messenger RNA from Cyclopterus lumpus (lumpfish), 1860 nucleotides. RefSeq names its product solute carrier family 5 member 9 (gene slc5a9). Gene Ontology annotation, molecular function: D-glucose:sodium symporter activity. Gene Ontology annotation, biological process: transmembrane transport. The transcript has 13 exons. NCBI's taxonomy places the organism in Eukaryota, Metazoa, Chordata, Actinopteri, Perciformes, Cyclopteridae. Bases 16 to 1860 code for a protein of 614 amino acids. The record is from RefSeq and is a predicted model, not a curated record. Gene Ontology annotation, cellular component: plasma membrane.